CUCUCAUUCGUCUCCCCUCUCCCCAGCUGCCUGUGUAUAUAAGCCAAUGGCAAGUCGCCAAGAUAACCAGACUGGAAAAGCAUCGGCACGGGCGGUAGGAUAAAGUAGCAUAGCAUACCACAAAAGGUGCUGCUUGACAGAUGGCAAGCUUCCCACACCUCACGCAGAUGGAGCAUGGCCUAGCCAGUGGUGCCUCCCAUGGCACGCCGAGCUUCUUCUUCUGCCAUGGCACAGCCACGGCGGAUUCAGCCUCGCUGGAGACCUCGUCUGGUGUUCUCGACACCUCCCCACGAGGCACUUCUUCUGACGACAACAAGGCCUGCAGGAAGCACAAGGAAGAUAGUGGUGCCAGCUUCAGCUCUGCUCGCUCCAAGGACUCAAACUCAAAGGAAAGCAGCAAAAGGAGCGGAGGAAAAAGAGACAGAAGCAGCAAGAAGGUGGACGAGGAGGAGCCCAAGGGGUACAUACAUGUCAGGGCGAGGAGAGGACAAGCAACGGACAACCACAGCCUUGCAGAGAGGGUGAGGAGGGAGAGAAUCAGUGAGAGGAUGAGGGUGUUGCAGGCCCUGGUCCCUGGCUGUGAUAAGGUCACUGGAAAAGCCCUCAUUUUGGACGAGAUCAUCAAUUAUGUGCAGUCCUUGCAGAACCAAGUUGAGUUCCUUUCCAUGAGGAUUGCUUCCCUGAGCCCUGUGCUGUAUGGUUUUGGCAUGGACAGUAGUGAUGCUUUCAGUGACCUUAUAACUCAGAUCGAAGGGAUGGCCCACCAUGAGGCGUUCGCGAUGCCUAGCAGCUCUGUCCUGAACGGCACUCCGUCGGAAGCUCUCGUGGACACGCACACCUCCAGCUCCUCCCCGUCCUACGAGGUCCACGGCGACGGCGGCACCGCCAGCGUCUCUUUCCCUCAGGACAGUGGCAGCUACAUGGUGCAAACAGUAGGUGAGCCAAGGCAAGAGCUGUUCAGCCAAGUGGUGUUCAGUAACCACAUGUGCCCUUUCCAGUAGGGAGAGAGCGAGAGGAUGGAAGGACGACAGGAAGCAAUAAUGUUGAGAUCCUAUGGAGGUGGAGGCCACCACCAGACGAGUUUGUGAUGUUGGACGCAAUCCAUCCCCUCGUCGGUGGCCGUAACGGGAACCCCUGCGGUAGCUAGCAUUAGCAGUAGUAAUAAUAGUAGGCUGUUGGUUACAUCAUCCUGUUAGAUCUCAAGGUCUCUGUCGGUACCGCAUCAUCUAGUAGGCAUUGUUGCUGCUUAGCUUUUGGGCUCUCUUAUUACCAAGGGUUGCAUGCAUGCCAUUGUAUUGUACUCUCCAAUUGGAAAAAAAAGAAAAAAAAUCAUUUGUUCAUAAACACAGUCAAUUUGUGCUC
Messenger RNA from Zea mays, 1362 nucleotides. RefSeq lists its product as uncharacterized. NCBI's taxonomy places the organism in Eukaryota, Viridiplantae, Streptophyta, Magnoliopsida, Poales, Poaceae. The record is from RefSeq and is a predicted model, not a curated record. Gene Ontology annotation, cellular component: nucleus. Bases 141 to 1001 code for a protein of 286 amino acids. Gene Ontology annotation, molecular function: protein dimerization activity; DNA-binding transcription factor activity. Gene Ontology annotation, biological process: regulation of DNA-templated transcription. The transcript is spliced from 8 exons.